UCAAUAUUUCAUUUUCGAUAUCAAUCGUUAUUUGUUAUUUCAUACAUACAUUUUAAAGCUGCGAGUCCUUUUUAAAAAUUUUAGUUAAGACCCUACAAAAAGUUCUUAAAAGUUAAGAAAAUGUUGCAACGUCUAAUAAAACCCGUUCAAAAUUCAAAUUUUUCGCGUUUUUCAAACAAAUUAUGGCUUUCAAAACCAAGAUCCAAGGUUCGAUACUCGACUAAGUCUGAAGAAGCAAGAGCUCCUGUGAAAGGUUUAGUGCUAGGAUUGUAUGAAAAAGAAGGUGAAAAGCCUCCAAAGCUGACUCCCAUUGCCGAGAAGUUCGAUGAUAAGACACAUGGCAAGAUAAUGGAAUUGAUUCAGGAAACAAAUAUCAGCGGAGUUCUGGGGAAAGGCAAAGUAUUCCAAAAAGUCGAUCCUGAAUUUCAUUCAAUAGCUGUUAUUGGACUUGGUCAGGAGGGUGCUGAAUAUGACAGUACUGAAGUCAUCGAAGAAGGUAUGGAAAAUGCUAGAGUUUGCGCUGGAAUAGGUGCUAGAGAGCUUCAGCUCCUUGGUUGUACUGAAGUUCAUGUUGAUGCUAUGGAAUACCCCGAGCAAGCAGCCGAAGGUGCUGCUAUUGCAACAUUUCGCUACCAAGACAAUAAACAGAAAAGCAAGCGAAUGAUAACACCACAGUUGUGUCUAUUCGAAUCACCUGAUAUUGAUGCAUGGACACGAGGCCUGUUCAAAGCUGAAGCUCAGAAUUUAGCACGCAAGCUUACUGAUAGCCCAGCAAAUUUAAUGACACCAACUGCAUUUGCUCAGGCAGCAGUCGAUGCUCUUUGUCCUUGUGGAGUUACUGUCGAAGUAAGGACUAUCAAUUGGAUCGAAGCAAAUCACUUGAAUUCGUUUCUAAUGGUUGCUAAGGGCUCAUGUGAACCUCCAGUGUUCCUUGAAAUCAGCUAUUGUGGUACUUCACCCGAAGAUAAGCCAGUUAUGAUAGUUGGCAAGGGAAUUACUUUCGAUAGUGGUGGCCUUUCAUUACGAGACAAGCCAAUGAAUCAUUAUAGAUCCUCAAUGGCUGGAGCAGCUGUAGUUGUCGCUGCAAUUCGUGCAGCUGCAGCUUUAUCACUGCCAGUCAAUAUUGCAGCUAUCAUUCCACUUUGUGAAAAUAUGCCUUCUGGAUUGUGCUGCAAACCAGGAGAUGUCAUAACUUGUCUUAAUGACAAGACGCUAGCAAUUGAGGAAUGUGACAGAAUUGGAGUUAUUGCUAUGGCUGACCCUUUGAUCUAUGGACAAAACACUCAUAAGCCCCGUUUAGUUUUGGAUGUGGGCAACAUGGCAGGUGGAGUGAAAAGUGCCUUUGCUGGAGCAGCUUGUGGGGUAUUUUCGAAUUCGAAUGAAAUCUGGGAGGGUUUUAAGAAGGCUGGCAUUUUGACUGGAGAUCGAAUGUGGAGAAUGCCAUUAUGGAACUAUUACAAGAAAUUGGUAGCACAACAUACCGCCUUCGAUAUAAGCAACAAGGGUUGGGGACCAGCUUCAUCUUGCAUUGCUGCAGCUGUUUUACAUCAAUUUGUACCAUGUAUCGAUUGGGCACAUUUGGAUAUUACCGGAGUUGGAAUGUUGGCUGAAGAAGGAUGUGUUCCUUACUUAUUACCCCAUCGUAUGACAGGACGUCCAACACGUACGUUGAUUCAGUUCUUGUAUCAAAUUGCAUGUCCUGAAGAAAGCAAACACAAUCCUCAGUGAAAAUAUAUUUUUUAUGUGGAAUUUA
Episyrphus balteatus (marmalade hoverfly) is the source of this 1753-nucleotide messenger RNA. RefSeq names its product cytosol aminopeptidase-like. The coding region runs from base 121 to 1728 and encodes 535 amino acids. Gene Ontology annotation, biological process: proteolysis. NCBI's taxonomy places the organism in Eukaryota, Metazoa, Arthropoda, Insecta, Diptera, Syrphidae. Gene Ontology annotation, molecular function: manganese ion binding; metalloaminopeptidase activity. The record is from RefSeq and is a predicted model, not a curated record. The transcript has 7 exons. Gene Ontology annotation, cellular component: cytoplasm.